Leguminivora glycinivorella is the source of this 894-nucleotide messenger RNA. Its product is annotated as potassium voltage-gated channel subfamily H member 7-like. Bases 1 to 894 code for a protein of 297 amino acids. The transcript has 7 exons. Gene Ontology annotation, molecular function: protein-containing complex binding. Lineage: Eukaryota; Metazoa; Arthropoda; Insecta; Lepidoptera; Tortricidae. The record is from RefSeq and is a predicted model, not a curated record.
AUGGAUGAAAAAGACGAAAGCGACAAUGACAGUGACUCAAAUAGUAAUAGUCUGAAUAUAUACAAAUACAGAAAACGGAAAGACCGAAAUGAGCUCUUCAAAGAACCAGAUGGCGAUACAUAUUACGAAGACUUGUGGUAUCAGAAAUCAGGUGUUUUUAAACCAAAACUAAUGGACCUAUUACCCUACCCUUUGCGAAUGGAAAUUUGCUAUGAUUUGAACGCCGUGCCGCUGUACAGUUCAUUGAUAUUUAGAAAGUUACCAGAGCCAUUUCUGAGAAGAUUAUCUUUGGCUAUGUCCCACCAGUUUUAUUUGCCGGGGGAUAUAGUAUUCAACCAAAAUCAAACAAAGACGCUUAUGAUUUGCAUAACGAAUGGAGUCUUAGAAUUAUUAUCUGACGAAGACGAUGAAAGCCCAAUGAUAUCCUUUACGAAAGGCACAUGCUUGGGAGAAGUAUCGCUAGUUUACAAUAUACCAGCUAAAUGUACAGUCAAAGCCGCUACUUACGUGGAAUGUCAAGUUCUUCACAAGAAAGACUUCAUAAAACUGAUGAUUACCUACCCAGAUUUAGAAGACAAAAUUCGACUUCAAAUUGAAGAAAGAAUUAAGCGCUGCCAGCGCAGGAAGCAAACAAGAAACCAUGAAAAACAAUUGUCACUUAAUAUUUACAUUUCUAAAAAUAUUAAGAAAAGCAGCAUCAAAUGUUUGAAAGACAAAUUGAGAUCCAUCCAAGGUAAAAUGGUUAAAACCGAAAACGUGGACGAUAACUUAGACCUGAAUUGUCUGGACCUUUAUAUUUUAUCUGAGCACGUAAAGAAGAAGACUACAAUGUUUACCUGUAUGAGCGGUAAAUUUCCCUGGAUACUGGAAGCGGACUGUCAUCUCAUUUGCUAG